Molecule: messenger RNA, 2998 nt
Organism: Herpailurus yagouaroundi (jaguarundi)
Lineage: Eukaryota; Metazoa; Chordata; Mammalia; Carnivora; Felidae
Gene: CFL2
Product: cofilin 2
Exons: 4
Coding region: 124-624 (166 amino acids)
Biological process (GO): actin filament depolymerization
Cellular component (GO): actin cytoskeleton
Molecular function (GO): actin binding
Source: RefSeq, a predicted model, not a curated record
CUCUCGGGCUGCAGCUCCCGGCGUGCCCCGCACUCGCCGCUGCCCGCCCGCCCCUCCCUCUCCUCCUACCAGUGCCACAGAGCCGGAGCCGGAGCCGCCGCCGCAGCCACAGCCGCGGACACUAUGGCUUCUGGAGUUACAGUGAAUGAUGAAGUUAUCAAAGUUUUUAAUGAUAUGAAAGUAAGAAAAUCUUCUACACAAGAGGAGAUCAAAAAAAGAAAGAAAGCCGUUCUCUUCUGUUUAAGCGAUGACAAAAGACAAAUAAUUGUAGAGGAAGCAAAGCAGAUCUUGGUGGGUGACAUUGGUGAUACUGUAGAGGACCCCUACACAUCUUUUGUGAAGUUGCUACCUCUGAAUGAUUGCCGAUAUGCUUUGUACGAUGCCACAUACGAAACAAAAGAGUCUAAGAAAGAAGACCUAGUAUUUAUAUUCUGGGCUCCUGAGAGUGCACCUUUAAAAAGCAAGAUGAUUUAUGCUAGCUCUAAAGAUGCCAUUAAAAAGAAAUUUACAGGUAUUAAACAUGAAUGGCAAGUAAAUGGCUUGGAUGAUAUAAAGGACCGUUCAACACUUGGAGAGAAAUUGGGAGGCAACGUAGUAGUUUCACUUGAAGGAAAACCCUUAUAAAAUGCCAGUCAAGUGCCAUCUGGAUCUUAAGGAGCUUCCAUUUCUCCAGCUCAAUCAAUUGAAAUAGUGUUAGGUGUUUUUUGUUUUUGUUUUUGUUUUUUUUCUCUUCCCACUGGGUCCUUCCAAUACAGUGAAUGAAGGAAACACCAUUCAUGUAAGCAGCCUAUCAGUGAUUGCCAUUAGACUGUUUAAUACUGUUACUUUUAUGUAGAACCCAAGGAAUGCCUUCCCGUCAUAUUUUAGCCAAAACAACUGGUUAUAUGCCUCCCUUGCAGCAAGCACUACAAUGAAAGUGAUUGUCAAUGUGAAUAGCUUAGAAUACUGCAAAGGGUAAGCUGAUUGAAUGCCUUGAAAGUAUUAUCCACUGGUCAGAUGGUAAACUUUAUUCAGUAUUAUUUAUAGUUGCACUUGAUUGCAGUUUUGUGAGGCUCGAGCAUUCAUACACCUCACCUGCCUUGGCAAGCCUAUUUUUGUGACAUGGCAGCACAGAUAUAACACUAUGCAUUGAAAGCACUUUUUUUGUAAUGAGUUUAACUCACCCUCCCUCCCCCAAAAGGAAUGCCAAUUAGGUUUUGUUAACGGUGUCAUCAACUUAUCCUAGUACCUCAGUAUUCAUUCCUGUUACCUGCAUAUCUUAAAAGAAACAGCUGUUAAUGCCUUUUUGUUUUCCAUUGAGUGUACACUACUGAAUAAGUGUAGGAGUUUAUGUUUACCAUGUAAGUUUUGCAACACUAAAAAUAUUUUGAAUAUCAGUCAUGAUGGCAAUUUCUGUAUAAAAGAGCCUUAAAUGGAACAUUGUUUUUGAGAUCAAACUCCCUACCCUCACAAAAAUGGCCACGUCGCAAUAAAAAUUGUGGCAUAUUACAGAACGUUGCCUUGUUUUCCUUGGACGUUUUGCAAAAUGUUAUGUGAAGCAACUUUUAGAGUAAACAGCUAUUACUAAUCUUUGCACUGGUCAUUUAAGAAUUUUUUUGUACAACAUUCAUGCAUGAUGUUUUCCAGUUUGUUGAGUUUAAAAAAUAUUCUAUUCUAAAGCCAACAAAUAGAAAAUAUUGUUACAGAGGGAUACUUUUAUAAACAUUAGUUUAUUUAUUUCCUUAUAUGUUAAUAUGAAGAUCAGAAGUUAUUUUUUGCACUUUGACAUAAAUAUUCUUCAAUACCAGAUUUGUUUUCUGGAUAAAUUAGGGUAGUUAUUUUUUAAUUCACGUUUACAUUUCUAAGUAACUGAGUAGUAGAAGCAGGAAGCUCUUAACUGCGUAUUUGGUCAUGAUGAAAGUAAUUUAUAAAAUGUCCUUCAAAAGUUAAUAAUACUUCUUGUGUUUAGGACCUUUCAUUUCAGCUAUUAUUUCUUAAUACAUCUUGCAAAUUGGGGAAAAAAAAUGAUGUAGCAAUCUUAAGUAUUAGUAGUGAGAUUUGGCUGUGGUCCAGACUGCUCUCCUUAUAGAGAAUUUGAUCUGCUCAGUGUGAGCAGUUUGCUGUUAGCCAGAGCUAUUUAUGGCAAACACAUGCUUUUGUAUCUUGUCAUAGUUAUCCACAAAUGGCAAAACUGGACUUGAUUCUACUGGUAUGCAAAACAGGCAUGCUAGUAAGCAGUCAAUCGUGGCUUAGAACUUAACCCCAUAGCUCUGAAGAAUGCUCUUAUCAGAAAACAGGAAACAAAAAUUCUUCCUUUUUUUUUUAACAUGUGUUAGUAACUCGAGUACAAUUAGGUAUUUUCCCAUAUUAUCAGAAGAUUUUUAAAGGUGAAAACAAAAGUAGGACUUAAAUGUUUAGGCUUCCAUAAAAUUAUAUGAAUGGCUUGGGAUCUUUUGCACUGAGCUAUCUUAUUUCAGGCUUCCAGCUGUCCCUUUGAGUUAUCCUGGACAUUUUGAUGGUUUUUUGGUAAGGCUGAACUCAUAAGGAAAGUAUGAGAAUACUGACAUAUACUGAACCGUAUAUGUAACUGAUUCUUAGAAUUUUCAUUAUUUUCCUCAUUCUUCUAGAAAAAUAAGGGACUUUAAAUAAGUUACGUAGUAUUGUUUGUUUUUAUAGCUGACUUACCAACUUUCUUAUAUGCCUCAUAUAGUAAUAAUUUCAGAGAUUAUUGCUUUAAACUGUGGUACUUUGAUUUGUUAGACUGACAGAACUGAGUUCAUCUUUGAAAUACAUCUUUGUGCAUAGAGCCAAAAAUAAUGAUAAAAUUAAUGGUUCACAUGUUACUUGAGACUAAUUUGGCAUUUGAAAUGAUUUUAUUUUACAAUCAUUUACAAUGAAACAAUGUUCCAGUUAGCUUUAAAAGGUAUACGGUGCUAAUUAGUAAAAUAUUGAGGGCAAUAUUUUACUGCUAGCUUGCAAAAUUAUAAGUGUUUAAAAAAAUAAAAUGUAUGAAAAUAUA